AUGGAUUUAGAGAAUGCAGGCAUGGGCUCGGGUGAUGAAGGAACUUCUGAAUCAAGGAGGGUUAGAAGGCAAUAUCAUCGACAUUCGGCAGAACAAAUACAACAGCUUGAGGCAUUUUUUAAAGAAUGCCCACAUCCUGAUGAGACUCAGAGGCAAGAAUUGAGUAGGGAGAUAGGACUUGAUAUAAGGCAGAUUAAGUUCUGGUUUCAAAACAAGAGGACUCAAAAAAAAGCUCAGAAUGAGAAAGUGAAUAACAGUGCCCUCCGAGCCGAAAAUGAAAGGAUUCGCGGUGAGAACCGUGAAAUGAGCGAGGCACUACGAAAUAUUGUUUGUCCUGCUUGUCACGGGCCGGGCCUUCAAGGCGAAGAGAGACAACUCGAUUUACAGAUGCUGAAGAUGGAAAAUGCACAGUUGAGAGAGCAGCACAAAAAGGCAGCUGAGCUUCUGUCCAAUUACAUGGAAAAAUCACCAUCCAUGCAUCCGCCAAGAACCGAGCACGUCCCAUAUGUUCCGCGAAAUUUUUUUCUCGAAACAGACAAAUCGGUCAUUAUCGAGACAGCGAGCCAAGCCGCGGAUGAACUUAUCGAGCUUUUACUCGUGAAGGAUCCGGUUUGGGUGAAUUCCCCAAAUGAUGGCAGAUUUAUGCUCCACCGUGACAGUUACGACAAGCUUUUCCCAAAGCCUCUCAAUCAUUAUUUCAAGUCUCCAAGUGCUCGGUUGGAAUCAUCUAAAGAUUCCGGUGAGGUGGCCAUGUCAGCUAGACAGUUGGCGCAGAUACUGCUUGAUCCGAGUGGAUGGGAGGAAAUGUUUCCGACUAUCGUCACGAAAGCUAAGACGAUCGAAGUUCUUGACACGGGAGGUUCUAGUGGUUCAUUGCAUUUGAUGUAUGAGAAGAUGCACAUUCUAUCGCCUCUCGUGGCAGCCCGAGAGUUUUUCUUUAUCCGGUGCUGUCGCCAGCUGGACGCGAGCACUUGGGUGUUGGUGGAUGUGUCGUACGAUUUUUUCAAGUACUUACAAGAUGCGGCUCCGACUUGCUCUUGGAAGUUUCCCUCGGGCUGCAUCGUACAAGAUUUGUCGAAUGGAAAAUCGAAUAUCACAUGGAUUGAGCAUGUUCAAGUGGACGACAAGUCACUGAAUCAUCGUCUUUACAGAGACUUGGUCAGCGGCGGUCAAGCUUAUGGAGCCAAAAGGUGGAUAGUUACACUUCAAAGAAGUUGCGAGAGAUUUUCCUUCUCCCGCACGGGUUUAGUUACUGCACCGAAACAUGAAGUUGAUGGAGUCAUUGAUUCAUCUAAAGGCCGAAAAAAUCUAAUGGCUCUCUCUCAUCGGAUGGUGAAGAACUUCUGUGAAGCUCUGAGCAUGUCGGACAAUCUCGACUUUCCCCACUUGUCGGAAUUGAAUAACUGUGGCAUCCGUGUCUCGGUUCGGAAAAGCAGUGAACUGGGCCAACCGAGUGGUUUGAUAGUUACUACGGCUACCUCUCUCUGGCUUCCUUUCUCGAACAAGGAUCUGUUCAGCUUCUUUAGAGAUGAGAAGAAAAGAGCCCAAUGGGAUGUGUUAUCGAGUGGAAAUCCAAUAAACACGAUUGCACGCGUCUCGACUGGGGUAGAUCUUGGAAAUUGUAUCUCCAUUAUUCAGCCUUUUGUGCCGAAAGAGAACAACAUGCUAUUACUACAAGAGACUAGCAUGGACUGCCUAGGAGCAAUUAUAGUCUACGCGCCUAUAGAUUUACCGACAGUUACUUCAGUUAUUAACGGUGAUCAGGACACCGUGAAAGUACAAAUCCUCCCAUCGGGCUACGUAAUCUCUGAUGAUGGCCGAGCGAAAAAGGGAGGCUUAAAAAAAAGUGGCUCGCUCCUUACUGUCGCUUUUCAAGUACUGGCGUGCUGCGACUCAAUUCAAAAGCAGCAGGUGAAUAUGGAGUCGGUUGCAACUGUCCACGCUCUAAUAAGCUCGACGAUCCAAAAGAUCAAAGUGGCUCUCGAUUGUCCCGAUUUGGAUUGA
This is a messenger RNA of Striga hermonthica, 2004 nucleotides long. The record is from the annotation of a GenBank genome assembly. NCBI's taxonomy places the organism in Eukaryota, Viridiplantae, Streptophyta, Magnoliopsida, Lamiales, Orobanchaceae.